GGAGGCCAAACUCGCCAGAAACAAUGCAAAUUGGGAGCGGGCAUGGCCGCCCACACCCUUUAAGGGGAAGCUGUGGUCAAAAGCUUUUGGUUCCGCAACCCGAGCUGCGCUCCCCAGAUCCUGGGCGCGCAGCCUGAACUCCGGUCUCCGGCCUCUGAGCUGCGCUUUCUAGUGACUUGGAUUUGCUCCCCGAGAAGGAACAUCGGUGACAGCUCGGGAGCUCGGGGAAGAUGGGAGCCCGAACUCGGAGGAGCAGGGAGCAGCCUCUCCGGCCGCCAGCGCCCUCCCUCUCCGGCUCCGGAGGAGCCCUCCCGGCGGUGCUGGUGCUGCUCGCGCUGCCGGCUGCCUGGGGUCAAUGUCAAGCUCCGAAACGUUUAGAAUCUGCCAUGCCUACAAAACUGACUGAUGAGGUAGAGUUUCCCAUUGGAACAUCUUUGCAGUAUAAAUGCCGCCCUGGUUACCAGAAAAGAGUUUUCUAUAUCACCUGCCUAAGAAACUCACACUGGUCAAGCCCUCAAGAUUGUCCACGUAAAUCAUGUGAAACUCCUUCAGAACCCUUAAAUGGCAAAAUGGAAAUAAAUGGAGAAGCCAAGUUUGGAGCAGUUAUUCAUUAUUCUUGUAAUGAAGGAUACCAACUCAUUGGUGAAACUUCUAAUUAUUGCAGCAUCGUAGGCAAUACUGUCGCCUGGGAAAAUCGAGUACCUGUUUGUCAGGAAAUUCAAUGUAAGCCACCACCAACCAUCGACAACGGAGAUUUCAUCAGCAACAGCAGAGACUAUUUUCCUUACGGAAUAGUGGUGACCUAUCUCUGCAAUCCUGGGAUUGGAAGGGAAAAGUUUGAACUGGUGGGCGGGAGGUCCAUAUAUUGCACCAGCACAGGUCAAGUGGGCCACUGGAGCGGCCCCGCCCCUCAGUGCAUCAUACCUAACAAGUGCACGCCUCCGCACGUGGAGAAUGCCAUCAGGGAGUCUGAGAACAGAAGCUUGUUCUUCUUAAAUGAAGUCGUGAGCUUCAGGUGUCAGCCUGGCUUUGCCAUGCAAGGUCCAUCCCGUGUGCUCUGCCAGCCCCAGAACAGAUGGGGGCCUGAGCUGCCCAGCUGCUCCCGGGUUUGUCAGCGGCCUCCAGAGAUCCUGCAUGGCCAGCACAGCCCCAGCGACAAGGACAGCUUUGCCCCUGGGCAGGAAGUGCUCUACAGCUGUGAGCCUGGCUAUGACCUCAGAGGGGCUGCCUCUCUGCGCUGCUCGCCCCAGGGAGCCUGGAGCCCAGCCGCCCCCAUCUGCGCAGUGAGAUCAUGUGCUGCCUUCAGGGACCAACUUCCUAAUGGCCGUGUGCUCCUCCCACUGAACUUCCAGCUUGGAGCCAGAGUGUCCUUCGUUUGUGAUGAGGGAUUCCAUCUACAAGGCAGCUCUGCUAGCCAUUGUGUCUUGCUUGGAAUGGAGAGCCGCUGGAAUAGCAGUGUCCCGGUGUGUGAACAAAUCGUAUGUCCAAGUCCUCCAGAUAUUCCCAAUGGAAGACACACAGGGAAACCUCUAGAAAUCUUUUCUUUUGGAAAAGAAGUAACUUACACAUGUGAUCCCCGUCCAGACAAAGGGAUGGGCUUCCAUCUCAUUGGGGAGAGCACCAUCCGCUGCACAAGCGACAGUCAAGGGAAGGGGAUCUGGAGUGGCCGUGGUCCUCGCUGUCGAUAUCCAGGUUACUGUAAUGCUCCAGAUCAUUUUCCGUUUGCUGAGUUGAAAACCCAAACCAAUGAAUCUUUAUUUCGUAUUGGGACAUCUUUAAAGUAUGAAUGCGGCCCUGAGUACUACCGGAGGCCAUUCCUUAUCAGGUGUCAAGGCAACUUGGAGUGGUCAGGUGCCCAGAAUGUCUGUAAACGCAAAGUAUGUAAAACUCCUGCAGAGCCUAAGAAUGGCAUGGUGCACAUUAACACAGACAUCCAUAUUGGGUCCAGCAUUAAUUAUUCUUGUAAUGAAGGGUAUCAACUCAUAGGUCACUCAUCUGUCAAAUGUAUCCUCUCAAGCAAUACUGCCAUUUGGGAUAGGGAGCCACCAGUCUGUCAACGUAUUCAUUGUAAGCCACCACCAACCAUCGACAACGGAGAUUUCAUCAGCAACAGCAGAGACUAUUUUCCUUACGGAAUAGUGGUGACCUAUCGCUGCAAACCUGGGAUUGGAAGAGAAAAGUUUGAACUGGUGGGCGGGAGGUCCAUAUAUUGCACCAGCACAGGUCAAGUGGGCCACUGGAGCGGCCCCGCCCCUCAGUGCAUCAUACCUAACAAGUGCACGCCUCCGCACGUGGAGAAUGCCAUCAGGGAGUCUGAGAACAGAAGCUUGUUCUUCUUAAAUGAAGUCGUGAGCUUUCGGUGUCAGCCUGGCUUUGCCAUGAAAGGUCCAUCCCGUGUGCGCUGCCAGCCCCAGAACAGAUGGGGGCCCGAGCUGCCCAGCUGCUCCCGGGUUUGUCAGCGGCCUCCAGAGAUCCUGCAUGGCCAGCACAGCCCCAGCGACAAGGACAGCUUUGCUCCUGGGCAGGAAGUGCUCUACAGCUGUGAGCCUGGCUAUGACCUCAGAGGGGCUGCCUCUCUGCGCUGCUCGCCCCAGGGAGCCUGGAGCCCAGCCGCCCCCAUCUGCGCAGUGAGAUCAUGUGCUGCCUUCAGGGACCAACUUCCUAAUGGCCGUGUGCUCCUCCCACUGAACUUCCAGCUUGGAGCCAGAGUGUCCUUCGUUUGUGAUGAGGGGUUUCACUUACAGGGAAGUCCUACUAGUCACUGUGUCCUGGUUGGAAUGAAGAGCCUUUGGAAUAACAGCGCUCCUGUGUGCGAACAAAUCUUUUGUCGAGAUCCCCCUGCCAUCCUUAAUGGAAGCCAUACAGGAACUUCUCUCAGAGACAUUCCCUAUGGAAUGGAAAUAUCUUAUACAUGUGACCCCCACCCAGGCAGAGGGAUGACAUUCAAUCUCACUGGGGAGCGCACCAUCCGCUGCACAAGUGACAGUCAAGGGAAAGGCAUCUGGAGCGGCCCUGCCCCUCGCUGCGAACUUUCUGUUCCUCUUGGUUAUUGUAAAGCUCCAGAACGAUUUCUAUUUGCCACGCCUACAACCCUAACCGAUGAGUCUGAGUUUCCAAUUGGAACAUCUUUGCGCUACAAAUGCUCCCCUGGGUAUUUUGAGAAUAUGUUCUCUAUCACCUGCUUAGAAAAUUUGGUUUGGUCAAAUGUGGAAGAUGUCUGUAGACGAAAAUCAUGUGGAUCUCCACCAAAACCUUUCAAUGGCACGGUGCAAAUAAACACAGAUACUUACUUUGGAUCAACAGUUAAAUAUUCAUGUAAUGAAGGGUAUCGACUCAUUGGCUCGCCAUCUGCUGCUUGUAACCUCUCAGGCAAUAGUGUCACUUGGGAUAAGGAGGCACCUGUUUGUGAAAAAAUCUUUUGUCCAGAUCCCCCUGCUAUCCUUAAUGGAAACCAUACAGGAACUUCUAUGAGAGUCAUUCCCUAUGGAACAGAAAUAUCUUAUACAUGUGACUCCCACCCAAACAGAGGGAUGACUUUCAGUCUCAUUGGGAAACGCACCAUCCGCUGCACAAGUGACAGUCGAGGGAAUGGGAUCUGGAGUGGCCCUGCCCCUCACUGUGAACUUUCUGGUUCUCCUGCAUGCCCACCUCCGCCCAAGAUGCACAACGGGCGUCACACUGGAAGACAUGUACCUCCUUAUCUUCCUGGGAUGAUAGUCAACUACACCUGUGACCCAGGCUACCUGCUGGUGGGGAAAGCCUUCAUUUUCUGUACACAUGAGGGAAACUGGAGCCAUGCUUACCAUUACUGCAAAGAGGUAAAAUGUAGCCUCCCAGAGUUUACAAAUGGAAUCUGGAAGGAGUUAGACAAGAGCCAAGAAUUUCGAUAUAGAGACAAUGUAACCUUGGAGUGUGAAGAUGGAUAUACUCUGGAAGGCAGUCCCCGGAGCCAGUGCCAGGCAGAUAACACAUGGGACCCUCCUCUGGCCACAUGUACUAGUACAUCUGGCCGACGUAAUGCUCGCAUUAUUGGCAUAUCCUUCAGCGUGGUCCUCUUUAUUAUUUGCAUCCUCGUUUUCUGUUGGAUGAUUCUAAAACGCAAAAAACGGUCAGUACAGUCACGGGGUUUGCAAUCACUGAGAGAUAUGCUCAUAUUCACUCACUACAGCGAUACCAAUGCAAAAGCUAAGGAAGUGGCUAUCCAUCUACAACCCCAAGAAGACAGCUGUGACCCUGCGCAAAGCACCUGCUCCUUGGCUCUCCCGGGAUUCCCGCUGAUCUCCCCGAAAAUGACGGCUUCUGGCGGGAAGCGAACCACACCUCCCCGCCGCCCGGGGAGCCCCCUUUCUUCUUGGAGCUUCCUCGGGGUCCUUGCGAUGGCUCUCGUGCUCCAGUUGCCCACAUCCUUCGGGAUUUCUUGUGACCCUCCUCCUCCUAUCCAAAAUGGUCAGAAUAGUUACACUUCUGGCCCCAUACCUCUUAACACUUUGGUGAGGUACAGUUGUGCCUAUGAUCACCGCAUGAUUGGAGAAAAGAAUCUUUUUUGUAUAAGUAAAGACCAAGUGAAAGGAAUCUGGGAUAAAGCUGCUCCUACAUGUGAAUAUUUCAACAGAAGAGCUUUUUGCUCUGAGCCCACAGUGGCAAGGGGACGCAAAGAUAAAAUAUUUAGACCGCCAUACAGACAUGGUGAUUCUGUGACCUUCACCUGUAAUGCCAACUUCACCAUGAAAGGAUACAAGACCGUUUGGUGCCAAGCAAAUAGCAGGUGGGGGCCAACACCACUACCAACCUGUGAGAGUGAUUUCCCCUUGGGGUGUCCACCACUUCCCAUGAUCCCCAAUGGACAUCACACAGCAGAGGACGUUGGCCUCUUUGUCCCUGGACUGUCUGUGACUUACAGCUGUGAACCUGGCUACUUGCUUGUUGGAGAAAAGACCAUUCGUUGUUUGUCUUCAGGAAACUGGAGUGCAGUCAUCCCACAAUGUGAAGAGGCACAGUGUGACGUUCCAGGACCAUUGCUCAAUGGGCAGAUAAAGGGGCCUGCAAGUCGACGGGUUGGCGUAACUGUGACCCUUUCCUGUAAUGAAGGAUAUCGAUUACGAGGCCAACCUUCUAUUCAGUGUGUAAUUGCUGGACAGAGAGCUUUAUGGACCAAGAUGCCAAAAUGUGAAGUGGCAGAGUGUGAACCUAUAGGAAAGUAUCUCUAUAAAAAACCCCAGGAUCAAUUGAUUAGACCAGCUGUUAACUCUUCUUGCGAUGAAGGGUUCCGGUUAGGGGAGAGUGCUUAUCAGCUGUGUCAAGGUACCAUUCCUUGGUUUAUGGAGAUUCGUCUUUGUACAGAAAUCACCUGCCCACUGCCCCCUGUUAUCUACAAUGGGACACACACAGGGAGAUCCUCAGAAGACUUUCCAUACGGAACCACAGUCACUUACUCAUGUAACCCUGGGCCAGAGGAAGGCGUAGAAUUCAAGCUCAUCGGGGAGAGCACCAUCCGUUGUACAACCAAUGAUCAGGAGAGGGGCAUCUGGAGUGGCCCUGCUCCUCUCUGUAAACUUUCCCUCCCUGCUGUUCAGUGCUCACAUGCCCACAUUGAAAAUGGAUACCUGAUACCGGUCAAGGAAGCCCCAUAUGUCUACGACGACAGUGUGACAGUCAAGUGUGAUGAAGGAUAUACUUUGAAGGGCAGCAGUGAGAUCCGUUGCAAAGCCAAUAAUACCUGGGAUCCUCAAAUACCGACUUGUGAAAAAGGUAAACAGCCCAACGGGAGAAAACAAGACUGCCAGCCACCUGCUGGGCUGCACCAUGGUCGGCACACAGGUGGGAAUAGGGUCCUUUUUGUCUCUGGGAUGACUGUACACUACACCUGUGACCCUGGCUACUUGCUUGUGGGAAACGAAUCCAUUCACUGUAUGCCUUCCGGAAACUGGAGCCCUUCUGCCCCUCGGUGUGAAGGAGCGCCAUGUCAGCCUGUGGGAGAAGAUGUUCAAGAGCUUCCAGCUGAUUCGCAUGUGGUUCUAGUUAAUAGAUCCUGUCCGGAUGGGUACCAGUUGACUGGGCAUACUUAUCAGAAGUGUGAAGAUGCUGAGAAUGGAGUUUGGUUCCAAAGGAUUCCACUCUGUGAAGCCAUUCUCUGUCCACCUCCUCCACGGAAGAUUGACAACGGGAGGCACACAGGUGUGAUGGCAGAACAGUUUCUUUACGGAAUGGAAAUCUCUUAUGAAUGUGACCACGGAUUCUCUCUUUUGGGAGAGAGAAACAUACGAUGCAUAAGUGAUUCUCAAGGACAUGGAUCUUGGAGUGGACCUCCCCCACGGUGCUUAAAACCUCCUCCUGUGGCCGACUGCCCUCACCCACAAGUCAAACAUGGCUACACGCUGAAUAAAACUCGUUCAUCGUAUUCCCACAAUGACACUGUAUAUGUUGCCUGCAACCAGGGUUUCAUCAUGAAUGGCAGUGACUCGGUUAGGUGCCAUACCAAUAACAAAUGGGUGCCAGGCAUACCAACGUGUAUCAGAAAGGGCUCACUUGCUCCUCUUCUUGGUGGUCUUUCUGCAGGUUUCGUGGUUCUUAUCCUCUUGGUUAGUGUCACCUUGUGCAUGAGAUUAAAACACAGAAAACACAAUUAUGUUACAAAUAAAAGUCCUACAGAAGGAGAUCUUUAUUUGGAGACACGAACACUAUAUUCUGUUGACCCACACAACCCAGUAAGCUAACCAGAAGGAAUUCUUCUUGCUUGGAAUGCAGCUGAACACAGGUUGGAAAGAAACCAUUUGACUAUCAGCAAGCCUCUUUGCACGGGCGCCACCUCACUGAAAUGAUCUCUUAAAGCUGUAGCUUCCUAUUUGCACUUAUUCUCAAGCGGCACAAGGAGCGCUUGCCUGAUGAGAAUGAUGGGAGCCCAGUUCCACCGCCACUUGCUCUUCAAGGACUUUCUGAAGCCUCACCUGGGAUGUGCCUGGAGCCAGGUUUUGGCUACAAGCCAGUGCAAUUACUAGUUGCUCUGAGGAGUCGCCUUUUCUAGGAAGGCACCAAAGUGAACUGUCUUUAUAUGCCGACUCUUCCUUUUUUAUAAUCAGCAUACUUACUGUUACCACAUACUUUUGGUUAUAGUGUGGUUUUAAUUA
Pipistrellus kuhlii (Kuhl's pipistrelle) is the source of this 7124-nucleotide messenger RNA. RefSeq names its product complement receptor type 1. The transcript is spliced from 43 exons. The record is from RefSeq and is a predicted model, not a curated record. Lineage: Eukaryota; Metazoa; Chordata; Mammalia; Chiroptera; Vespertilionidae. The coding region runs from base 231 to 6713 and encodes 2160 amino acids. Gene Ontology annotation, biological process: negative regulation of complement activation, classical pathway.